AGUAGUUGUAAUUGUUUACAUCUCAGUCAGCUGACUUUCAUUCACUUCUUCACACUGAAGCUGAGAUGUCUCACUACUUGUCUAAAUAAUACGUGAACGUUAAUAACAAAUCACAGUCAAUUCACUGACAGUUAGCUUAGCAUCUUGGAGCAUUUAGCCGGUGAAUUAGCAGUUAGCAGCUGGUUUAGCUCUGCAGGAAGGAAAACUUUGCUUUAGCUGCUGACACCGACAGAUCCGCUGAGGUUGAACAACAUGGACAAGAUUGCUAAAGAUGUCGGUGAUAUCCAGUCCCGUCUGUUACACCACAGACCCAUCGUCAACGCAGAGAUCCGCUACUUCGUCAGAGAGUUUGAGGAGAAACGUGGACACAGGGAGAGCAGACUGCUGGAGAGUCUCAAUAAAAUGGUGGUGGAAGCAAAUGAACAAAUGCAGCCCACGAAUUUAGAGGCUGUGAACCAGGAUCUGAUGUCCAACCUCACCAAACGUUUGGAGGCUGCUAAACAUAUGGCAGACAGAGUCCAGCAGAGGGAGCUAGAGGCCCAGCAGAGCAACCAAAUGCAGCUGAACAUGGAGCGUCUGAAAGAGGAAUGGGCCGACUUCCUGAAGGAGCAGCAGAGACUGAAGGAGGAGGUGGACGAGGAGCACGCCAAGGCUGUGGGACAACUCAGCACCCGCUACAGUGAAAAAAAGAUGGAUCUAGCGAAGUUUUCACCCCUCUAACCAGAUGAUGUCUGCGAGGGGCUCGAGUCAACACGCUCUCCCUUAUUAUACGAACUUUAUCACUGACCUGGGCACGUCUGCUCUGCGUGUGCACAACGAAGGUAUCGGCUGUGAUUGAUGUACUUAAGAAAAAGAGCCUCAGAGGUUUUGCUCCUGCACAAGAGUCAGCAUUUCCCAUAUCAUAAAUAAAUGUAUGAUUAACAAUGUGGCAAUUUCACAGGCCAUCAAACUCGUCUGUUUAUACCACAUGGAGCUCGCGUGGCACGCAAGUGCUGCAAAAGACCUCUGCAAUAUGUCAUUUUUAAACAAGCAAUCGUCGAAGGCCGUGACACUCUCUGCAUUUCAGGAUGUUUAAUGGAUGCCUGCCUGAAGGGUGCUGAUGAUAAAUAUGCAUCCACCUCCAGUUGAAAAGGAUCCCAGCUACAAGUGCUGGAGAAACGAGCUCAAACAGAACUGCGGGACAAAUCAUCCCUCACCGGCUCCGCCGUGUUUAGAACGCUCAACGCCUGACGUUAACUUCAAGUCGCUUACGUUAUAAAAGGUCUCCACUGAAACCAGUUUGAAUGAUCAGCAGCAGCUGCUUUUGGUUUGCUUUGCCACCUCAAAGCUGAUUUUAAUGAGUCACAAAUCCAAUGUUUGCAUUGCUGGUUAAACAGAAAAAAACAUCAAUCAUAUUCUGGUUUCAAUUUCCUGCUGGUCAUGUAUGCAUAAAACAAUAUCCUCAA
Molecule: messenger RNA, 1445 nt
Organism: Hippoglossus stenolepis (Pacific halibut)
Lineage: Eukaryota; Metazoa; Chordata; Actinopteri; Pleuronectiformes; Pleuronectidae
Gene: bloc1s5
Product: biogenesis of lysosomal organelles complex-1, subunit 5, muted
Exons: 5
Coding region: 253-720 (155 amino acids)
Cellular component (GO): BLOC-1 complex; transport vesicle
Source: RefSeq, a predicted model, not a curated record